UUUGCAGUUUCCGGCGAAAAAGGAUCAAAUGUGUCGUCCGUGAACUCGUCCAUCAUCAGUUUUCUCCAAACAAGAAACAAAAAACAACAAACCAUGUCGCGAAUGGAUAGUUAUAGUUCAUCGAUUCGUGAGGAGCAGAAAGCCAUUCUUAAUGGUCUUUUAGGAAUAAUCUAUGACAACUAUGACACAACUAGGAAAAUUCAUCAAACCGUCGAUGGAAUCUAUCGAAUGGUCGUCGCCUUAUUGCUCAUCGUGAUAGCUCUCAUCAUCAUUGCCGUAUUUCUCAUUUGUUUCUUUCAUUGUCGCCGUGCCAACAACGAGGAGAGAUCUCCACUGCACUCGAAUCGAAAAAGUCAUCCCAUUGAAAUUUGAACAUUAUUUAAGAAUUUUGUAAUUUUCGAUAGAAUACGUUUUGUUAUGGGUCUUGCCUUGUGUACCAAUAAAUUUUUGAACUAUGCA
Caenorhabditis elegans is the source of this 459-nucleotide messenger RNA. It is a transcript of the gene F40A3.4, whose product is annotated as Envelope glycoprotein N. The transcript has 3 exons. Bases 94 to 372 code for a protein of 92 amino acids. The record is from RefSeq and is marked reviewed. Lineage: Eukaryota; Metazoa; Nematoda; Chromadorea; Rhabditida; Rhabditidae.